GUUAGGUUUUGCUGUUUGAUGCAAACUGGGUUUCUUUGAUAAUUGGUUCUGUGUUCGUUCUCCAAUAAUUUGUUAAAAGGAUGGAUAGGUUGAAGUUAGCUGCACAGGGUGAGCGAUUAAAGACCGGUGGUGCUCAAAUGGGUAGGAUGGUUAGUGGGAAAAUGAAGGAAAUCUUACAAGCCCAGACACCUGAAUCGAAGAUGGUAGAUGAAGCGACAUCUGAUAGCUUAGAAGGACCGAAUUGGGGUUUGAAUUUACGGAUAUGUGCCAUGCUCAAUAGCGAAGAGUUUAGCGGUCAAGAAGUUGUGAGGGCUAUUAAAAAGAAGAUUGUUAGCAAGAACAUUAUAAGCCAGAGGUUGAGUCUUGAUCUAUUGGAAGCUUGUGCCAUGAAUUGUGAGAAGAUUUUUUCAGAAUUAGCAUCGGAGAAGGUGUUGGAUGAGAUGGUUAGGAUGAUCGAUGAUCCCCAAACCCAUCACAGUGAUAGACAACGAGCGUUGGAGUUGAUCCAGGCAUGGGGCGAAUCGGAAGACCUUUCGUAUCUUCCUGUGUUUCGCCAGGCUUAUAUGAGCUUGAAGAGCAGAAUCACCCCACGAUCAGUACAAGAUGAUGGGAAUUCGAUGCUUUAUGAUUCUUUGGACCCAGAUGUUCAGGAACAACCUUUAUCUCCUCCUGAAAGAUAUCCCAUGCCUAACUUAGAUCCGCGCGGUCUAGAUCAUACUGAUAAUAGCUAUCAUGAUAACAGUUUUUCGGUGGAAGGAAAGAAAGAGUUUUUUCUUUUCACUCGAAAUAGCAUUGAUAGUCUGUCUAGCAUUUUGAACUCUCAGGCAGAACCGAAGCCCCUCAAGGAUGAUCUCACUCUGAACAUGGUAGAAAAAUGCAAGGAGUCACAGCCUAUCUUACAGAGGAUCAUAGAAAGCACUAGCGACGAUGAUGAAAUGCUUUUUGAGUCUCUCAAUCUUAAUGAUGAGCUUCAACAGGUUAUUUCCAAGUAUGACGAGAUGAUAGUGCCACCAGCAAUCGAAGGGCCGGAAUCCAGAAGUCCUGGCACAACCAGCGUUGGUUCAGCCACUCUAGAUGAAAAUGUAAACAGGGCAGAAAACCCACAGCCCCUAAAAGAUGAAGUGAGCAGCGAAACCAGUAAUGAGAAGGAAAUUUUUCCUGAAGGGAAAUCUACACUAGAGUGAGAGUUAAGAGGGGAAACCAAGAUUUUGUUGUUUUUGUCUAUGUAUAGGACGAAGGGUUGGUGAUAAUUUCUGAUGAAAGAUGUGGUUAGAGAUCAGCCAUUUAACUAUUUUGCUUGCUGAUACACAAAUAUCUAGUAUGAUCUACAUAUUUCAUGUCUGA
Telopea speciosissima is the source of this 1344-nucleotide messenger RNA. RefSeq names its product TOM1-like protein 2. Gene Ontology annotation, biological process: protein transport to vacuole involved in ubiquitin-dependent protein catabolic process via the multivesicular body sorting pathway. NCBI's taxonomy places the organism in Eukaryota, Viridiplantae, Streptophyta, Magnoliopsida, Proteales, Proteaceae. The transcript has 3 exons. Gene Ontology annotation, molecular function: ubiquitin binding; phosphatidylinositol binding. Bases 81 to 1184 code for a protein of 367 amino acids. The record is from RefSeq and is a predicted model, not a curated record.